GGGAGAGAUUGGCAACAGGUUUUACUUCACUAGCCAACAUACAGUACUUCAACCAACAAUCUGCACUCCCAUGGAUACAUUCAGACUUUAGUCGACAGCAUUUUAUUCAAGGGGAUUUGUUUUGGGAAGAACAAUAAUGAUGAUUAAGACCAUUGUUGAGCAUGCGAAGAAACAUCCAGGGUUAAUCCCUCAGUUCUUCUUCACGACUCUGGGCAUCACAGGGGCCACGCUCUAUCUGAUCCGCCUGGCGAGAGGGCCUCAUGUCACCCUCUGGGACAAGAAGAACAACCCCGAGCCCUGGAACAAGCUUGACCCAACCUACCAGUACAAGCUAGUGGCCAUCAACACAGACUACAAGAACUUGAAGAAAGAGGGGCCCGACUUCUAAAGGUCCUCCGGGCAACUCCGGGGGCACCGGGUUUGGCAGGACCUCCAGCUGUCACCUCGCUGAUGUGAAGCGUCGCCCCGUAUACGUCCUCGGCCUCACCUCAUGAUCUGCUGCUGCAGCUCUGAAUUAACAGUGUACGAUUAAAGAUCACAGGGAAGAGACGGCUGGCCCUUUAAAGCACGAUCAUGUUACUUAAUAAACCAGCAUCUGAAUUAAUUUGGUCUGACAGA
This is a messenger RNA of Mugil cephalus (flathead mullet), 618 nucleotides long. RefSeq names its product cytochrome c oxidase subunit NDUFA4. The coding region runs from base 137 to 388 and encodes 83 amino acids. The record is from RefSeq and is a predicted model, not a curated record. The transcript is spliced from 4 exons. Lineage: Eukaryota; Metazoa; Chordata; Actinopteri; Mugiliformes; Mugilidae.